This is a messenger RNA of Petromyzon marinus (sea lamprey), 3150 nucleotides long. The record is from RefSeq and is a predicted model, not a curated record. NCBI's taxonomy places the organism in Eukaryota, Metazoa, Chordata, Hyperoartia, Petromyzontiformes, Petromyzontidae.
GGCUAAAGCGGCGGGGCUCUCCCAUCGAUUCGCCGAGAACAAUGCCACGUGACGCCGCGGCACGUGACACGUGACUCCGCUUCCCCCCCCCCUCCCCCGCUCACGAGGGACCGGAGCUGCGGUUGCCGGGGCAACGGAGCCCCCCCCCCACCUCCGCACCUCCCCAACAGUCCUCGCCUCAUCACAGCCAUCACCAACCACCAUCAUCAUCGGCAGCCUCAUUAAGGUGUCGCCUAGCAACGCGAGGCCUCUUUUAAGCGGAGGGGAAAUCGCGCAGUGAGUCGAGGGUCUCCCCUCCCCCCCACUGCCUCGCCUCGCCUGGGCCUCCACCGCGCUGGGCACCCCCCGUGGCACCGCGACUCGACUAGCGCCGUGGCCCGGGCGGGGUCCCCGGGGUUGAGGUGUCUCCUGGAAAGGGGUCUCACUUGGUCGCGGUUCUAGGGGUAGACGCUGCCAGGGCUAAGGGGGUCUUAGGGUAGAGGUCAUUUGACCGCGGUAGCGCGCGCAGUUCGGAGCGCCUCGUCGGCGGUAGGGGUCCCCGGAGUAGGGGUCCCGACGAGUCGGGGGGGUGGGGGGGGUCUGUGGUAGGGGUUUCUUUGCCAGGGGUUCUAAGGUUAGGACUUUUAGGGAUAGGGUCUCAGGUUUGGGGGGGGGGGGGUCCCAGCGGGUAGAGAUUUCUUGGACUAAUUAUAUCAGGGGAUAGGGGGGGUCUCAUCGGUGGGGGCCCCAGGGUCAGGUGCAUCCUGCUCCGCUCCACGGCGAUGUCUCUGCUGGAGAAGCGCGCCCCCAGCAAGGUGCUGGUGGACGACACGGCCCCACUCGCGUGCUUCAUCGAGGCGGCGCACAACGUGCACACGCACACGGAAUACAUCGUGCGAGUGCAACGGGGACCCAAUCCCGAGAACAGCUGGCAGGUCAAAAAGAGAUAUAGCGACUUUGACGCUCUCAACACGAGCCUUCAGGUGUCGGGCGUACCGCUGGCACUGCCCCCCAAGAGGCUGCUGGGGAAGCUGGAGCGGGAAUUUGUGGCCGAGCGUCAGCGCGGGCUGCAGCUCUACCUGGACGCGCUCACGGCGCAUCCUGUGCUGGCCACAUGCACCGCCGUCCGCCUCUUUCUCGACCCCGACUCCUACCCGGCAAACUACACCGAGCUCGCGCUGCAGCAGGUGUCCAUGUUCUUCCGCUCAGAGCCGCGAUGGGAGGUGGUGGAGCCACUACGUGACAUGGGGUGGAGGAUAAGGAAACGCUACUUCCUCAUCAAACCCAAGGAGGAGCCCAAGACCAGGCAGCUUCUGAGCUGGGCUGACUUUGGACCGGAUCAGUUCCUGUCCACCAAGGACCUGCAGGCAGCCAUGAAGCUCCUGCCUAACAUUUCUCACCCAUACGUGGCGCCGGCCGCCUUUGCGGAGGCGAGCGAGUCGUCGGGGUUAGUGGUGCGCACCAUAAAUGACAAGGGCACGCUCAGGGACCUCAUCCACAAGACGAAGCCACGUGACCACUUCCUGUACAAGUACUGUAGCCCGCGAAGGAGUGCGCCGCUGGAUAUCGCUCACGUGCGCCUCUACGGACGCCAAAUACUCGAGGCACUGCGGUUCCUGCAGGAGCGCGGGUUCCCGUACGGACACGUGCACGCAGGGAACGUGAGCGUGGAGGGGGAGGCGUGCCGUCUGCUCGACCUGGAGAACGCGCUGCUCGGGCUGCCCAGUGCCAUGCGCGGGAUCACAGCACAGUACCGCAAGAUCAACACGCUGGACGCAGUGGACGUCUUCUCGUUCGGACUGCUGCUGCACGAGAUGGCGUACGGGGCGCCGCCCUCUGCCAUCCCCAUCGACGCCCCCUCACUCGGCCCCUCGUCAUCGCCCUACAUCGCGACGGUGCUGGAGUCGAUCCUCUCGGCCGACGCGCUCCGCUCAGGGUUGCCCACGCUGCAGCAGUUGCUCGCUACGCCGCUCUUCCGGGAUGUGACGCUGCCCAACGGCGGAGAGAAACCACAGUUUAAGAUCCCCAGCCGACUGCGAGAGGCGCUGAAGGUGGCACGGGAGGCAGUGGAGAAUCGGCUCCAUGAAGACCAGCGCACGUUACAUCAGUUCCGAAAGCUGUCGCGCGCGCAGUCUUACCACGGCUCCGAGGAGGAGAAGAAGAAACGGAAAAUGCUCGCUCGCAAGAGAGCAAAGAAAUCGCGGCAGCUCACGACGGACGAAACGGAGGAGCCCCCCACAAACGGCACCUCCACAGGUUCCUGUACGAGUUCGCCCCCCACCACUCCGUCCACGCCAACUCCCACGGGUAUGGUCACACACGGGGUCGCGCACGGGCACACGGGGUCACGAACGGUGACAUCGAGUAACAUAGAGACAAACGGGGUCACACAGAGAUACGUGGAGAGACAAAAGGAGACUUGGAUACACACGGGAUACACUUGGCAACACGUGCUGUGUGCGGUACGAGUGGUGCACUCUGCGGCGUGUGAAGUGUUGCGCGGCGUGAAUGAUGCGAGUGCGUGCGCAAGUCCGGCGAGUAUAUACUGCGUGUGUGUGUGUAUGCGAGGUAUGUUUGUGCCCUGGGUGAGUGUGAAGUUUGUCCCGAGUGUGCUGUGUGCGUGAUGCCAGUAUUCUGUGCGUGCAGUGUGCUACUGUGUGUGGCGCUAGAGCACCGUGUUCGAAGUAUGGUGUGCGCGAAGUGCCGUUCUGGGCUGACUGUGGGCAGUAACUCUGUUUCUCCCCCCCUCUAUCUCUGUCCACGCUGCAGACUCGCAGCCUUGACCGCGUGCCACGUAAGCAAUCGAUUACAAAUAACCCCCCCCCCCAUUAGCGCCGGGCCCUCGCACCACACAGCCAACACGAGCAGCAGAAUCAACAGACGUGGCUCUAACACUCACUGCAGGCUCGUGGAUGCUGCGGUUGCUAUGACAGCGGUUCCCGUAGUAACCGUUGCCUGGAUAACAGGGCGUCUGUGGCAGCUUCCAGGGGAAGCUUUCCUGGUGUCGCUGUGCCGCUACCGCACUAACCCCGGCCGCUCGCUCGCUCCUCUCCCUCCUACGUCCACCUCCUCGCACGCUCGCUGCUCUCUUUGUACUCGUGGCUGCGGAGCGUCGGCCCCGGUUUGGGAGGACGGUACGUGGAGGCUGCCUGUGACUCGCUGCGUCUUUGC